UAAUCUUGUAAUUCUAUAUUGGUCAUUUGGAAAAUAUUGAUUCAUUGAGUUACGCAGAUCUUUGAAUUUCAUUGUGUAAUAUCAAAACCUCAACACUUGUUAAUAUCACCACCAAUCUUGGUGGAAAAGUCUUUAAAUGUGGGGAAGCUGUCAGGCUAAUGGUGGCAGAUACAGGUUUUUUGGAAAUCCUAAUUUUAAAAAAAUUGGCAAUAGUUUUCUUGAAGUGGUAGGCUCUCUUUUUUCUUCCUUGAAAGCUUUUCUAUCCCUAGUGUCUUCUUAGGCUGUCAUUUUGGGGCCGAAUUAUUGAAUAAAGACAAUAUUUCCUCUGCACAAACACUUAACCUUAUAACUAUUCCUGAAUCCUUUUAAUAAUUGACUUUUUACAGUUUUACAGCCAUAGAUUUUGUUUUUGUAAUGUUUAAUAUUUGUAUCUCAGAUAAUUAUUGAAAGGAAGGUAUUUACUGAGCUGCUGCUGUGUGCUGGCUCCUGAGCUAAGAUUUUGUGUUCACUUUAUGUAGCUACUGGUUUUAUUUGUGAUAUGUUAAAGAACCUUCUUUUCAGUAAAGAGGAAAAGACCCAAGUCCUGUAACUUCUGUUAAGCUGAGUGAUUUCCUAGAAGCAUGAUUGUUUGUUGCACUUGAUCUCACAACCUGGUGAGGACAUCCUUACUGAUAAUGUCAAGUUCAGGUUAUCCUCCCAACCAAGGAGCAUUCAGCACAGAACAAAGUCGGUAUCCUCCCCACUCUGUUCAGUACACCUUUCCCAGCACCCGUCACCAGCAGGAAUUUGCGGUCCCUGAUUACCGUUCUUCUCAUCUUGAAGUCAGUCAGGCAUCACAGCUCUUGCAGCAGCAGCAGCAGCAGCAGCUUCGCAGGAGGCCUUCCCUACUUUCAGAGUUUCACCCGGGUUCUGACAGGCCUCAAGAAAGAAGAACUGGAUAUGAGCAGUUUCACCCAGGCCCUUCCCCAGGGGAUCAUGAUUCACUGGAUUCCAAGAGACCACGUCUGGAGCAGCUUUCUGAUUCCCAUUUCCAGCGGGUCAGCGCUGCGGUCUUACCUUUAGUGCACACGCUGCCAGAAGGGUUGAGGUCUUCUGCAGAUGCUAAGAAGGACCCGGCAUUUGGAGUCAAACAUGAAGCUCCUUCCUCUCCAAUCUCUGGGCAACCAUGUGGGGAUGAUCAAAAUGCUUCACCUUCAAAACUUUCAAAGGAAGAGUUAAUACAGAGUAUGGAUCGUGUAGAUCGAGAAAUUGCGAAAGUAGAGCAGCAGAUCCUUAAACUGAAAAAAAAACAACAACAGCUUGAAGAGGAGGCCGCGAAGCCUCCAGAGCCCGAGAAGCCUGUGUCCCCCCCUCCUGUGGAGCAGAAGCACCGCAGUGUUGUCCAGAUUAUUUAUGAUGAAAACCGGAAAAAAGCGGAAGAAGCUCAUAAAAUAUUUGAAGGUCUUGGCCCGAAAGUUGAACUGCCACUCUAUAACCAGCCAUCAGACACCAAGGUGUACCAUGAGAACAUCAAGACUGGAGUACCUGCAAGGCGCAUGAUGAAAAACCAGGUGAUGAGGAAAAAACUCAUUUUAUUUUUUAAAAGAAGAAAUCAUGCAAGAAAACAAAGGGAACAAAAAAUCUGCCAACGUUAUGAUCAGCUCAUGGAGGCAUGGGAGAAAAAAGUGGACAGAAUAGAAAAUAACCCUCGGAGGAAAGCUAAAGAAAGCAAAACAAGAGAGUACUAUGAAAAGCAGUUUCCAGAGAUUCGAAAACAGAGAGAACAGCAAGAACGGUUUCAGCGAGUUGGGCAGAGGGGAGCUGGUCUUUCAGCCACCAUUGCUAGGAGUGAACAUGAGAUUUCUGAAAUUAUUGAUGGGCUCUCUGAACAGGAGAAUAAUGAGAAACAAAUGCGACAGCUCUCUGUGAUCCCGCCUAUGAUGUUUGAUGCUGAACAGAGACGGGUCAAGUUCAUUAACAUGAAUGGCCUCAUGGAGGACCCUAUGAAGGUUUAUAAAGAUAGGCAGUUCAUGAAUGUUUGGACUGACCAUGAGAAGGAGAUCUUUAAAGACAAGUUUAUCCAGCAUCCAAAAAACUUUGGACUGAUUGCAUCUUACUUGGAAAGGAAGAGUGUUCCUGAUUGUGUUUUAUAUUACUACUUAACCAAGAAAAAUGAGAAUUAUAAAGCCCUAGUAAGAAGGAACUAUGGAAAACGCAGAGGGAGAAAUCAGCAGCAAAUUGCCCGACCCUCACAAGAAGAAAAAGUAGAAGAAAAGGAAGAGGAUAAAGCAGAAAAAACAGAAAAAAAAGAGGAGGAAAAGAAAGAUGAAGAAGAAAAGGAUGAAAAGGAGGACUCUAAAGAAAAUACCAAGGAAAAGGAUAAGACAGAGGGGACAGCUGAAGAAACUGAGGAGAGAGAGCAAGCCACACCCCGGGGCCGGAAGACCGCCAAUAGCCAGGGCCGCCGGAAGGGCCGGAUCACCAGGUCCAUGACCAGUGAGGCUGCGGCGGCCAGUGCUGCUGCGGCCGCGGCCACUGAGGAGCCCCCGCCACCUCUGCCACCGCCACCAGAGCCCAUUUCUACUGAACCUGUAGAAACUUCUCGAUGGACAGAAGAAGAAAUGGAAGUUGCUAAAAAAGGUCUAGUGGAACAUGGUCGUAACUGGGCAGCAAUUGCAAAGAUGGUGGGAACUAAAAGUGAAGCCCAAUGUAAAAACUUCUAUUUUAACUAUAAACGGAGGCACAAUCUUGACAACCUUUUGCAGCAGCAUAAACAGAAAGCCUCACGGAAGCCCCGUGAAGAGCGAGACGUGUCUCAGUGUGAAAGUGUGGCCUCCACUGUCUCAGCACAGGAGGACGAGGACAUUGAAGCCUCUAAUGAAGAGGAGAACCCUGAGGACAGUGAAGGUACCACCACUCUUCCGUCUGGUUGUGGCGUCUGCUGGCCCACACGCAUGACGGGUACCUUAGUUGUUUGGCUGUCUAGGAAUUACUUCAUUCAGGAAAUGAGAACACAGUGUAUUUAUCAUUCAAUCACACAUGUAUUUAUGUAGCUCCUGAGAUGGUCCAGGUGCUGCAAUUGAAAGGUCUUGAAGGAUGGCAGUCCUGCCUGAGACACUAAGUGCCAGCGUCCAUAAGCUGUCAGUGUGUCUCUAUCGUUGCCACACAUAUUGGUUCAGUCAUUAGCUUCAGUUUCAUUUUCCUCUUUCUUUAUUUUAUCAAGCUUGAUUUAUGUCAGCAUUUAUAAAGCUGAACAUGUCAUAUUGAUGUUUCCAUGAAAAAAAUGUAUUAAUGGCCCAGAGGCAUUGGCCAAAAAAAUGUCAAGAAACUUAAAUAAAAUCCUUUAUGCUAUUUGAAAAAUUAAUGACAACUUCCUCAAAAAGUAAAUGUUUUCUUGAUUUUUUUCAAAUUAAAAAAGGUACCUAAUUUACUUUAGUUUACAUUACUAUUAAAGUUUCUG
Odocoileus virginianus texanus is the source of this 3439-nucleotide messenger RNA. NCBI's taxonomy places the organism in Eukaryota, Metazoa, Chordata, Mammalia, Artiodactyla, Cervidae. The record is from RefSeq and is a predicted model, not a curated record.